ACUGAAGUUGCUAGAUUUUCUUUUCAUUUUCCUUUCAUUGAGAGUGAUGGAGCUGGAGCUUUAAAGUGUGUAAUUUGGCACUUUGCCUAUACCAGAAUUGUUAGAAAAGAGAAAAAUUUCUAGUUUAUAAAUCAUUCUUAGAUUUUUCAGAGAGCAAGAUUCACACUUAUUCUUUUUAUUUUCUGGGUAUGUUCUUAUAAAUAGAGAUUAAAAAUGCAAGUAAUUAAAAUGUCAUUACCUUCUCCAGUUCUUCAUCGCAGCUCAUUUUCAAGUUCCAGGGGUAAGCCUGUAAAUUUAGUUGUAAGAUGCUCCAUUGAUCGCCCAGCUUCAGAGAAUGCCAUUCCAAAACAUAUAAUCUCUGGCCUUGUAGCUUCUUGCAUAUUCUUCUCGCAAGCGAAUUUGGUGUAUGGGACAGAUCUUCCUCGUCAUAAUAGUAUAUGCCAGCUUGCUGAUGUCUCAAGCAAUAAGGUUCCGUUUCCUCUUGAUGAGAAUGCUAGUGAUGCAAAUGACAAGGUGACGAUGAUGAUGAUGAGAGGUAUGUCUGCUAAGAAUUUCGACCCAGUUAGAUACGCUGGCAGAUGGUUUGAGGUGGCCUCUCUUAAACGUGGAUUUGCUGGACAAGGUCAGGAAGACUGUCAUUGCACCCAGGGAGUAUAUACGUUUGAUAUGGAAACGCCCGCCAUCCAAGUUGAUACAUUCUGUGUACAUGGUGGUCCUGAUGGCUACAUCACUGGUAUCAGGGGAAAGGUUCAGUGCCUCUCAGAGGAAGAUAAAGAGCUAAAAGAAACUGAUUUGGAGAGACAAGAGAUGAUCAAAGAGAAGUGUUACCUGCGAUUUCCUACUUUGCCGUUUAUACCCAAAGAGCCGUAUGAUGUUAUUGCAACUGAUUACGACCACUUUGCCCUUGUCUCAGGAGCCAAAGAUAAAAGCUUUAUCCAGAUCUACUCUAGAACGCCUAAUCCUGGACCUGAAUUUAUCGAGAAGUACAAAAAUUAUCUAGCAGAUUUCGGAUAUGACCCGAACAAAACCAAGGAUACUCCACAAGAUUGCCAAGUUAUGUCGAACACUCAACUGGCUUCAAUGAUGUCCCAAAAUGGAAUGCAACAGGUUCUAAACAACCAGUUCCCUGAUCUUGGAUUAAAGGCUUCUGUAGAGUUUAACCCCUUCACAAGUGUACUUGAGACAUUGAAGAAGCUCGUCGAACUCUACUUCAAGUAGUAGUUCAAGAAUCUCAUGUACUGGUGUAUAUUUUUCAUAUGAGCGUUCUGUAAAAUCCACAAUACAAAGUAGAAUUCACUAUCUUUGACAUUCCUUUGUGUGGUAAUAUAUGAUAGCUGUCAAUUGUUAUCCAAA
Molecule: messenger RNA, 1353 nt
Organism: Beta vulgaris subsp. vulgaris (sugar beet)
Lineage: Eukaryota; Viridiplantae; Streptophyta; Magnoliopsida; Caryophyllales; Amaranthaceae
Exons: 5
Coding region: 214-1218 (334 amino acids)
Molecular function (GO): small molecule binding
Source: RefSeq, a predicted model, not a curated record